Messenger RNA from Phycomyces blakesleeanus NRRL 1555(-), 474 nucleotides. RefSeq lists its product as hypothetical. The transcript has 9 exons. The coding region runs from base 1 to 474 and encodes 157 amino acids. NCBI's taxonomy places the organism in Eukaryota, Fungi, Mucoromycota, Mucoromycetes, Mucorales, Phycomycetaceae. The record is from RefSeq and is a predicted model, not a curated record.
AUGGAUAAAUCGGAAAACUACAUCUCGCAAGGUCCACAAGUUGUAGGAUAUAACUGCUAUAAUUUUCUAGACUUCUUUAAAACUAGUAUUACACAGUCUGUUUACAAGCUAACUUUAAAUUCCCACCAGCCCUUCUUUGAUACUAUUAACACUAUUCGACUCAAAUACAGUAACUCGAAAGAUACAGAGAAGAAGAAGAACAGUAUUAGCACUGCGUUGUCUGUUGUAUGUCAAGUAACCAUUAAUACUAUCAAAUUAAGGAUUUUCAAUGUCCUUGUACACUUCAUUAUUAUUGCUGUUUAUCUUUAUACUAAGGUUAUUGAUGAAGAGCAAUUUAUGCUGCUACAAGUUGAUAGGAGUAACAAGAUUCCUAUUGAUUUGCUUGGUAAUGCUGACAGAUCCUUAGUUACAUUUAUCAGUAAGAGUAUGAUUAAAAUCGAUAAGUUGUUGAUUGGCACUAAAUUACAGUGGUAA